Coccinella septempunctata (seven-spotted ladybird) is the source of this 3909-nucleotide messenger RNA. Its product is annotated as probable phosphorylase b kinase regulatory subunit alpha. The record is from RefSeq and is a predicted model, not a curated record. Gene Ontology annotation, cellular component: phosphorylase kinase complex. NCBI's taxonomy places the organism in Eukaryota, Metazoa, Arthropoda, Insecta, Coleoptera, Coccinellidae. Gene Ontology annotation, biological process: glycogen metabolic process. The transcript is spliced from 15 exons. The coding region runs from base 77 to 3625 and encodes 1182 amino acids. Gene Ontology annotation, molecular function: calmodulin binding.
ACAAUGUUUAUUUGGGAUAUGUUAUGUAUAUAUAUAUGUGUGAUAAUUUGAUUUCAGUUUUAUAUAAUAAAUUGAGAUGAGAAGUCGAAGUAAUUCAGGCGUACGCCUUGAUUAUUAUCAAAGAAUGGUACAGAAAAUUAUUCUUUCCCAUCAGAAUCCGGUCACUGGUUUAUUCCCAGCAGGGCCGGAAAAGAAUCAUGCUUGGAUUCGGGAUAAUGUGUAUUGCAUAUUAUCUGUUUGGGGUAUUUCGAUGGCAUUCAAAAAAACAGCUGAUCAAGAUGAAGAUAGAGCUAAGACGUAUGAAUUGGAACAGACAUGUGUUAAACUGAUGAGAGGGCUUCUCAUGGCCAUGAUGCAGCAAAAAGAUAAAGUAGAACGUUUCAAGCAAACUCAAAAUCCAUUAGAUUCUUUACACGCAAAAUAUUCCUCACAAACAGGUCAAAUUGUUGUUGGGGACAAUGAAUGGGGCCACCUACAAAUAGACGCAGUUUCCCUUUAUCUUUUAAUUUUAGCACAAAUGACUGCUUCUGGUUUACAAGUAAUAUUCAAUUUAGAUGAAGUUGCUUUUAUACAAAAUUUGGUGUUUUAUAUAGAAUGUGCUUAUUGUACCCCUGAUUAUGGUAUUUGGGAAAGGGGUGAUAAAACUAAUCAUGGAUUACCUGAAUUGAACGCUAGUUCAAUUGGAAUGGCUAAGGCUGCACUAGAGGCUAUGAAUGAAUUAGAUCUUUUCGGAGCUAGAGGUGGACCUUAUAGUGUUAUUCAUGUCUUAGCAGAUGAAGCUCAAAAAUGCCAAGCUGUGCUACAAUCUAUGCUUCCUAGAGAAUCAAGCUCUAAAGAAAUUGAUUCUGGAAUAAUUUCUGUUAUAAGCUUCCCAGGAUUUGCUGUUGAUGACCCAACUCUCAUUCAACACACAAGAGAAACAAUAUUAUCAAAAUUACAAGGUCGAUAUGGAUGUAAAAGAUUUCUCAGAGAUGGUUAUAGAACUCCUAAAGAGGACCCUAGAAGAUUGUAUUAUGAACCUUGGGAGCUAAGAAUGUUCCAAAAUAUUGAAUGCGAAUGGCCGCUAUUUUUCUGCUACUUGGUUAUAGAUCAUUGUUUUCAAGGCAAUAAAGAAACCGCUUCAGAUUAUUUGAAACAAUUAGAAAAGAUAAUGAUCAAAUCCGACGAUGGAAUUAAAUUAGUACCAGAAUUGUAUGCUGUUCCUAAUGAAUUCGUACAGAAUGAAUACGAGGAACCAGGAACCCAAGAAAGAAUCCCACUGGGUUUAUGCCCGUUUCUUUGGGCACAAUCCUUGUAUAUUGUUGGGAAACUUUUGCAAGAGGGUUUCUUAGCUCCUGGCGAAUUAGAUCCUCUCAACAGAAGAUUAUGCUCUGAGAAAAAACCUGAUGUAGUUGUUCAAGUCGUGAUCCUCGCUGAAGAUAAUGACAUAAGGGAUAAACUAGCCGAGCACGAUAUUUUCGUCCAAACGAUUGCAGAAGUAUCCCCUAUAGAAGUUCAACCUGCUAGGGUAUUAUCACAUUUGUAUACUUAUUUGGGUAGAAAUAAAAAAUUGGGUUUAACUGGUCGAAAAUCCAGAGACGUUGGAAUUUUGAGCACCAGUAAAUUGUAUUCACUGGGAGACAAAAUAUUCGCCUUCACUCCUCAGAACUUUGAUAUGGAUGAAUAUUACACUAGUUAUGAUUCCGCCUUGUUGGUCGACAAAAUUAUGACGCACUUUGCGUUCUUAAGUAUGAAUUGGAAGCACAUGCUUGGCAGACCUACCAUUAUAUUGGUGGCUACACAAAAUCACUUAGAUGAUGGAAAAAUUCCACUCGCUAUGAUAACUACUAUGAAAAAAUUGAAAUCAGGUUAUAUAAGUGGAACUCGGGUGACUCUUGGAAAUUUAGCAGAAUUCCUGAGUACCAGUUGCAUAACAAACUUGAGCUUCCUGGGAUGCCAGGAAGAAGGCCUUCCAGAUAAAUUGAACCCCCAAGUGCAGAAAUAUUUGGAAGAGCAUCUCUUCAAGUCAUUAUCUUCAAAAUCAACCAUUCUGGAAUCACCUGCUGGUGGCAAAUCAAAAUCGAAGCAUCUAAAGAGGAAGAUGUCGAUUAGAGGAGCGGUUAAGAAAACUAGAUCCAUAAAUAUAGAUGCCGAAACUUUAGGAAUGGAAAGUAACAGCAUCCUUGAAAGGAGAAGUUCUGCAUUCUUUUCUCUAAAUGCAGAUAUUGUUGAGAAUAGUCCAGAUAAACAAGCUGCCUCCUGCAAAACAGGCGUUCCGGUAAUCAACGUUACAAGAUAUAAAACAACUUCUGAAACAGAAUAUGCUGAUACAGAGGUCGAUGAGCUUUUCGCAAUGUUGAGGGAAUCUGAUUCGCUUGAAGAACAAGGGGACAUUUUACAGUAUCUUGUAGAUUCUAGAGGAUUGGAUUUCAAUACAGGCAUGUUGGAACACGGAAAAGUUGUUACUGUACGGGACCUCCUCAAGGGGCUAUAUCAGAAAGCUUGUCAACAGAAAUUAUGGGGAUUAGUAAGACAUACUGCAGGAAUGCUUGGAAAGCGAGUGGAAGAUCUAGCCAAGGCUGUAACUGAUUUACUGGUUCGUCAGAAACAAAUUACCGUUGGAAUGCCCCCUAAUAAUGAACAUACCAUCACGGCACCCCUACCAGAAAAUGAUCUUCGACUCCUUAUCCACGAAGCUUAUGGUGAAGACGACAGUACCGCCAUGCUAACACAAGAGUUGUUAGUUUAUUUGGCGAUGUUUAUUCGUACCGAACCUCAACUCUUCAUGGAGAUGCUAAGAUUGAGGGUAGGUUUAAUCAUACAAGUAAUGGCUUCUGAAUUAGCCAGAACACUGAUUUGCGAUGGGGAAGAAGCAUCUGAACACUUACUCAACUUGAGUCCUUUCGAAAUGAAAAACCUACUCCACCAUAUUAUUAGCGGAAAGGAAUUCGCUAUCAGCAGUGUUGGCAGAGGCAAUUUUUCAAUUGUUACCAAUAAAUCCAGUCGAAUUAGUAAGAGGAGUCAUAUCACGGUUACACAAGAAAACGUUUACGAGGAAGUAGAAGCUGACAGACAGGGACAGUGGCUUCGACGUAGGAGACUCGAUGGUGCUUUAAACAGGGUACCCAGUGAUUUUUAUCCUAGGGUUUGGAGCGUUCUUGAACGGUGUCACGGUUUGGACAUUGCUGGAAAAGUUUUGCCGCAGAGUCUCACCCAGGAAAUGACACCAGGCGAACUGAAGUUUGCCUUAGCUGUGGAGACAGUCUUAAAUACCAUACCGCAGCCUGAAUACCGUCAAUUGAUUGUCGAAGCAUUGAUGGUUCUUACACUUGCAGCGGAAUACAACGUUGCGCCAAUACUUGGAGGAAUCAUUCAGGUGGAACAUCUCGUCCACAUUGCCAACAAGCUGUUUCUGGAAGACCAAAUGAAAUGUGAUGGGGAUGCCACCUUAUGUUGCGCAAAACCAACUAGAGAAACUACUACAAGUGGGAGCCUCCUUUGUGGAGGGGCAGCAUACGUUUGUCAACAUUUUUACGAUAGUGCCCCUAGCGGAAGUUUUGGAACAAUGACCUAUAUGACAAGAGCGGUUGCUGAAACUUUAGAUUGUUUUCCUACUCAUGGAGAGAUUGAUUGUACCAUCUGUUAGUGUCAAAUUCAUGAUCAUGAUCUUAGUUUUGAAUUAUUCUCUUCAUGAUUAGAGUUGUUAAUUAGUUUUAAGUUAAGUUUAGGAUGAACAGAUUUGGUGCUAUAUUGAAACUACAGAAUUGAGAUAUACUCUUAGGUAUUGGUAAUGUUUCAGAAGAUAAUUUUAUUUGAUUACCAAUUUGAUAGAACUUGUGCCAUAUUUCGAAUCAUCGGAGAGAUACUAACAAUAAUGAUAAAAAAUUUGUGUGAAUAGUAACUACAACUAAGAAUAAAAAAAUAUCAAUU